This is a messenger RNA of Mauremys mutica (yellowpond turtle), 3823 nucleotides long. RefSeq names its product leucine rich repeat containing 20 (gene LRRC20). Bases 320 to 877 code for a protein of 185 amino acids. The transcript is spliced from 6 exons. Gene Ontology annotation, molecular function: protein binding. The record is from RefSeq and is a predicted model, not a curated record. Lineage: Eukaryota; Metazoa; Chordata; Testudines; Geoemydidae.
CAGGGUCCCCCCGGGCGUGGUGCAAUAGUCAUGAGGUAGCUGCGUGGCAUCGCUGAUGGGCACGGUCCUGGUGGGGAUGGCCCGGCUCUGGCUGUGCUGGUGGCCGCCGGAGGAGGACAUCUCCCGGCUCUAUUGUCCCGGCUGCUGGGGGAGAGUGGAGUAGAAAGGAAGUGGAAGAGGAAGGAUGUUCCAUGGUUAGAGUGCCAGCCUAGGACUUGGGAAACCUGGGUAGAAGUCCUUCAUCUGCCACAGACUUCCUGUGAGACCUUGGUUUCCUCUGUGGACGUGCUUCCCUGGUGGGAUUGGGCGUGGUGCCUGCAUGGAGAAAAAAAUGGGGGAAGCUGUAGCCAGAGUUGCCAGAAAGGUGAAUGAAACAGUGGAGAAUGGAGCAGACUCCCUAGAUUUGGCUGACUGCAAGUUGAUGAUGUUCCCUAUUGGCAUUUACAAAGUCAUGAGGAAUGUCACCGAAGGGAUACAUCUCAUAACUCUGGCCAAUAAUGAACUCAAGUCCGUGACCAGCAAAUUCAUCACUACCUUCAGCCAGAUGAGAGAACUCAACCUGGAAGGGAAUUAUCUGCAUCGCCUGCCUGAAGAGAUGAGAACCCUGUUACAUCUGAAGGUCAUCAACCUGUCCAGGAACAAGUUUCGACACUUUCCUGAGCAGUUGACUACCUUGAAGGCUCUUGAAACCAUCAACCUUGAAGAGAAUGAGAUUACAGAUGUCCCUGUUGAGAAACUUUCUUCAAUGGAGUCGCUGCAGAGUGUAAACCUGAAGUCAAAUCCCUUGAACGAGGAAGUCCAGGUGAUUGCCAGGCCGCUGAUAAAAUUUGACCUCCUGGUGUCUCCAAGGGGAGCACAUGCUGCUCCGCAAGCCUGAAACACAGACUUUGGUUGCGUGGACUUGGUGUGACUUCAGUUGAGAAUGGUUUUAAAGGGAAAGCUAGGGGAUCUGGCUGCAGGGCAUGCUGAUCUAGAAUGGCUCCACCGGCUUUUGCAAGCUGCAUCACUCCUGCGUGUGUGAGGUUUUGUGGAUGUGAGGAGUAGGAUGGGGAUGAUUGGGGAGGGGGGUUCAGAAUCGGUAUUUCAUUGAUAGAGAGUGGAUCUGCUUAUUGUUAUUUCUUUGCAGCUGUCUAAAAUACACCGAAAUGCAGUGAGGCCCUAGUAAAUCGCUAUUUGAUAAAGGAAUAAAUCUGUGAAAAGAUUAAACUUCCAGGGCCACAGAAGGGAAAGUGCAAGGCAGAAAUAGAUCAGAUAAGAGACUCAGUCUCCUGAGUGUAUUUUCUAUGCACCAAACAAAACUAGAAAUAGUCUCAACAGCAGAGCCUUCUACGAGUCUGACAAGGAAGAGACCUAUUAGAAGAAUAACACUUUGCUUCAGCAGAGAUCAGUGUAAUAGCCUACUCCAUUCCUGUAUCACUCAAAGCCCUGUUAUUCAGGGUGAAGCAUGGUGUGGAGCAGAAGAGUGCUGGAAGGAGGCUCUGUCCCGUGAAUAAUGGGAAAACACUUGUUUACACAGCCUUGCUGGUCCAGGAUUGAAUGAAAAUACUCUGUGAAUGGACUUUUCUGUUCAACUAGUUUGAUCUUGGUGGCUUACCCAUAGGAUCUGAGCCAACUGUUAUAAUGGAGCAUAUUAACUGGGCACCACUAGGAGCAUCAAAACAAGACAGUAAAACUUGUCUUACAGUAAAGAGGUCCUCUUGGGAAAAGUAUCCUAUUUACAGACAACUCAUUUUCUUCUCUAGUUCUUCAUUCAGCAUUUGAUUGACAAGGCAUAAUGAUCAACUCCCCCCCCUUUUUUUUUUGACCGAUUAGUUGAUUUUGUCCAAGAUAAAUAAUUUCUGUUAAGCCUCCUAGGGCUUGUCUUCAUUGCAAAGUUAACUCAAAUUAUAAUUUGAAUGUUGCCCUUAACUCAAGUCCCAUCCACACACACACACUCUUUACUGAAGUGUGGUGGUACUUUUAAGUCAAGUUGGCUGGCCAGAGAGGGAAGGUAUAGGCCAGAACUCAAGUGAGCACAAUUCGUCAAUUGCUAACAUAGGCUAGCUCCACUCGAGUGCCAACAGUCCUCCAAUGUCUUCCCGCAAUUCCUUCCCUGUGCCUAGAAAGGACAGAAAAGUUCUCUCACAAUUUACUGGAAAAUAAUUCAGAGAAUGGCUUAUUUUGCUACAUCACUAAGAACCAUGGAUUGUGUGUGUUCCCAGCAGUCUUAGUGACACACACUAAUGAGUGCAGCUCCAGAGUGGCUACAACAGCUCAAGUGUUAUAUCACAGUGAGCUAGGCUUGCUUGAGCUAGGCUAACUUGAGAGGAGUAACUCAAGUGUAGAUAACUUGUGUAAUACUAGGACUGGCAGUGCAUUGACAUUAACAAGAGCAGGGGUGAAGGAAUGUUCAAACAUGUUUGGAAACCUGUGGUUUCUGCAUGUCACUCCAGUAUAUGUUAGUUCUGGUUUUAGUGAUCUCUCUGAGUGUGUUCUGUCAUGAGCUGCUCACUGCUUGUCCCUUAUUAACAUGGUAGGUAUAUUUUGCUUGAAUAGAUUUUAACCUAGUUUCCUGUUGCUGGGGAUCAAGAGAGAAUCUGGUGGAUGGAAGAACCAGAAAAUUUAACUUGCUGGUGAGAAAUGAUCUCUGGUGGGUGGUUCAAAACAAAAAGGCAAUACAUUAAUCUGUUUGUUUCAUCCUCUUGAAUAGUGUUUUCCACAGAAUAUAGACAUAUGCUGGAUGUGCCUAAUACAUACAUGUGGAUAUUAUUGUUUCCCCUUUCUGACCCAAGCAGCUAGUCAAAGUUUAGGGCCCCAGGGAUAUCCCAGCUGGAAGUAGAGUCUUUGAUGCAAUCUAGUUUAUUUACAAGGAAUGUACAAAGUCCUGCUUGUCCGAAUGCAGGGGGAACCAAGAGCAAAAGGAGCAGUUUCUUAUCUGACAACCCCAUGCCUCUUUAGCCAACACUAGAUGCAAAACACUAGACCCACUAGACUCACUAUCUAGCUUUUUCCAAGGUCAGCUGUGCUUACAGGCUUGUGCUUGGCCUCUCAGUCUGCCGGCUCUGUUUCCAGCUUGUCUUUUUUACUUACACAAACACACACACACACACACACACAGAUACCCAGUCAGACACUUCAUCAUCCACAGGGUGCUAGUUUCUCGGCAGACACUGUUAAGACUUGUUUUUAGUGUGGCCCCUUACAGGGCCGGCUCUAGGCACCAGCGUUUCAAGCAUGUGCUUGGGGCGGCCCUUUUCAAGGGGUGGCACUUUUCAAGGGAUGGCAUCCCCCCUUUUUUUUUUCUGCUUGGGGCAGCAAAAAACCUGGAGCCGGCGCUGACCCCUUAAGUGUUUCUUACAACACACAGUUUGUGCAGGGUGAGUUCACACAUCAGUUUGAACAAGGUUUUAACUCAGCCCCUAACAAGAUUCCACCCAGCUCAUAACUUAUAAAUGGGGAAACACUCCUUUCAUUGGGGAUACAUUUAUGUCCUUACUGCUCACUUCAGCUCUAAAAGGUUGGCUGCUUUCAAAUAUUGGUAUUAGUGGCAAGUUGGGUACAAGGUUUUGUUAUGCUAGACCCACCUUAUUCACGAUGAAACUUUACUUUGAAAUAAAAUAGGUGGUUGGUUUAGUAACAUUCGCCAAUUAGUAGAAGCAGUGAUAUGGAUUCCUAAAGCUCUACUGACAAAAAGUAAUUUUCAUUUAAUCAGCAUGUGAAAUGUCAAGUGCCAAAAUAAAUAUACCCUUGUGCUACGUCUCGUGUAUGCUCACCUCCCAGAGAGCAGUUUUGUUCUUCCCAUCUGGCCUUCCUUGAUUAUAAAAAUGAUGCCUUUAAACAGCUG